AUGGAGCAUACGCCUGCACCAUAUGUUCCUAGAGCAGUUUAUGGAUAUGCUAUGUACAUUGGAUCUAACUUACUUUUUUUACUUUAUCUCAUAUGGUCCAUAGUACCUGAUAACAUUUUAAAAGACUACUUAGGUUUAUCUUAUUAUCCAUCCAAAUAUUGGGCUAUUGCAAUUCCUAUUUGGGCUUUAACAGCUCUCGCUACAUUUGCAUUUAUCAUUUAUCCUGCUAUGAAUUUAUUAAUGACUCCUGAUAUAGAUGAUAUUAGAACCAUUACUGAUAAUUAUGCGCAACAUGGAAAAGAAACUAUUCCUGGUGGUAUACCCACUGUUUCGGAUAUACCAAUAACAGAAGUUUGUAGACAAUUAUAUUUAUCUGAAGAAACUAAACUUAAGUAUAAUUAAAAUACUUUUAUAUGUUCAUACAUAAAUUUCAAUUAAGGAGAUUUAUUAAAGAAUCAUUAUAGAAAAUAUAUUAAAUACAAUUUAACUCUUUGCGGUCGUAUUAAAUUUAGACAUGGGUAUCGUACUGGUCGGAAUUAAUUUCCGUUGAGAACGAGCAGUGAUAGAUAAUAUGCAAGAUUAUGAAGGAUAAACAAACUUUAGAUAUAUAUAUAUAUAUUUACAUAAUAAUAUAUUUUAAUGUUAUAUUGUUAUAUAAAAAUUAUAUUUUAUAAUUCUUCAUUCGUGUGGUAACUUUCAAAAGAGUCUCCAACAUGAAGUCCUGAUUUUCGACUGUCACAAAAAUAAUUAGAUAUUUCUGUUUGAACAUGUAGAACAAUUUUUGCUUUUUAUGUUUUGACAGUGCCAUACAAUACAUGUAGUUUCUCAUUAAGCCUUUCCUCUUUAUCUGAGGACGAUGGUCUUUCUGAUUUUGAAGAUGCUACAAAUUACCUACAAGUUGUUCCAACAUAAAAUGUUCCAUAUAUUCUUAUUCCAAUAGCAUUUCAUAUUAGGAACUGGUAUAGUACCCAUGUUAAGGAUUACGCCCAAAAAAGGCCUUAAUUCUUCUUUCAUCGAAUCGACCCAAUUGUUUUCUACGUUGAUCCAUUAGAUAAAUUCUGCUGUUCCAUUUUAUUUUUAGCAUAUUUAUUUGUUUCUAAUAGAAUUUUUUCAAGCAGUGAAAGAAGAGUCUGAAAAAAGCGAUAGGUUCCGUAAAAUGAACAGUUACAUUAGGUUCAAUAAUUUUAUGUCCCGUUGAAAAAUGAAUUUUUGAUUGCGACUGAUCUUUGUACGUAACUAAUCUCCAGGUAAUAAAUUCAUCCAUACUACUGUU
Molecule: messenger RNA, 1273 nt
Organism: Vespa velutina
Lineage: Eukaryota; Metazoa; Arthropoda; Insecta; Hymenoptera; Vespidae
Gene: PIG-P
Product: phosphatidylinositol N-acetylglucosaminyltransferase subunit P
Exons: 1
Coding region: 1-402 (133 amino acids)
Biological process (GO): GPI anchor biosynthetic process
Molecular function (GO): phosphatidylinositol N-acetylglucosaminyltransferase activity
Source: RefSeq, a predicted model, not a curated record